Molecule: messenger RNA, 531 nt
Organism: Drosophila innubila
Lineage: Eukaryota; Metazoa; Arthropoda; Insecta; Diptera; Drosophilidae
Exons: 3
Coding region: 77-466 (129 amino acids)
Source: RefSeq, a predicted model, not a curated record
AAAAGACAUGUGCUCUAGCCAUUGGGGACUUAGAAGUAUUAAGAGUUCUUUCAUUGCCGAUACAAACUAAAAGAACAUGAAAAUUAUAUCAAUAACAUGUUUAAUCCUUAUUGGCCUCAUCUCUUGGUCCACUGCGCUCGUUCAUUACAAGAAGCUGGAAAAAGGAGCAAAUGGAUGCUUAUUAGAUGGUAAGGAGUUGGAAGUGGGUGGAACUGCAAAAGAUCCGAAUACGUGCGGAGUUUACGUUUGUCAGAAUACUGAAGGCGAUUCCCUGAUUCAUUAUUGCCAGAAGCCAGCUCCUUUUGCGAACUGUGCAAAUGAUGGUGUGUCCACAGUCACCGAAUUUCCCCAAUGCUGCUGGAUGUGUGUAAACUAUGUUAGUUGUGGGGAUGCACCAAAAGAACCUGAUGCACCUCCAAAAACUGAUGAACCUCCAGAAACUGAUGCAGACUUACAACCAAAAUAAACAUGACAUUAAUUUUGUUUACUUUAAAUAUAAUAUUUAAGCCCUGUGUAUGUUAUGUAUUCCUU